UAAAGGUGGCAGCCCCGGCACCGCUCCCCAUCCCUCGGGAGAAGGCAGAGGAGACUCCGGAGAGAUGAGGACGGUGAUGCUGAGCCUGGGGCUGGUGCUGCUCUGCUUGCUGAGUGCCGAGGCUGGGAAUGCCACGGAUGUCAGGCUGGAUAAGAGCAAGAUCGGAGGGAAAUGGUACAUCGUUGCUAUGGCCUCGGACUCUGAGGAGUACAUCAAGAAGAAGGACAGCCUGAAGGUGGCGAUGGCCAACGUCACAGUCCUAGAGGAUGGUGACCUGAAUGUGUCCUUUGCCAUUCCCACCCCAGUCAGAUGUUUGAAAUUUUCCUCAAUCUACAAGCCCACGGACAUCUGGGGGUACUACUACAGAACGGACAGAGGCAAUAAAACAGUGCAGGCAUUGGCCACUGACAGCAACACCUACAUGAUUGUCUUUGCCACCAGAGUGAAGAACGGGAAGACCCUGCACAUGUUGAGGCUCUACAGCAGAACCGAGGAGGUGAACCCUGAAGUUGAAAAACUGUUCAAGAAGCUGGCAAAGGACAAGAGCUUCUCUGAGGACACGAUCUGGAAGCUGCCCAGACAGGAUGAAUGCAAACUGGAUGAGGCAUAGGAUGUGGGGGCUGACUGGUGGAUGUGCCAGCUGGGCAAUGCAAGACACAGGCUCUGAAGCUCCAGGCUGCUGCUUCACUAUCCCUCUGACAAGUCUCCACUUCUUUCAAUGAACAGUCUCUCUUAUUUGCCAAAUAAAAAAGAAAUAAAAUAAAAAGAAAUUCC
Molecule: messenger RNA, 774 nt
Organism: Calypte anna (Anna's hummingbird)
Lineage: Eukaryota; Metazoa; Chordata; Aves; Apodiformes; Trochilidae
Product: extracellular fatty acid-binding protein
Exons: 7
Coding region: 65-610 (181 amino acids)
Molecular function (GO): small molecule binding
Source: RefSeq, a predicted model, not a curated record